This is a messenger RNA of Bicyclus anynana (squinting bush brown), 3831 nucleotides long. RefSeq names its product ribosome quality control complex subunit NEMF homolog (gene Clbn). NCBI's taxonomy places the organism in Eukaryota, Metazoa, Arthropoda, Insecta, Lepidoptera, Nymphalidae. Gene Ontology annotation, molecular function: ribosomal large subunit binding; tRNA binding. Bases 230 to 3259 code for a protein of 1009 amino acids. The transcript is spliced from 18 exons. Gene Ontology annotation, cellular component: RQC complex. The record is from RefSeq and is a predicted model, not a curated record. Gene Ontology annotation, biological process: rescue of stalled cytosolic ribosome; ribosome-associated ubiquitin-dependent protein catabolic process.
UAAUUCGCCAUCAAACGUCAAAGUACGUUGCUGUUUUUAUUUUGCGGAAUUUGAUAUUUUAAUAAUUUCAGCAAAGUUUAAAGUUAAUAUUUUAAAGUUCAAGUUAAGCAAAACCUAACUAUUGAAUUUCCGUCCUUCCCCUGGAAAUAAUUUACUUAACCGAAGUCAAAAUAUGUUUUUUGUUGUAUAGGUCGUUUUAUUUACAUUUUAAACCUAAUUUCAAUACAAAAUGAAGAACCGAUUCAAUACUUACGACAUAGUGUGCAUGGUUGCUGAAUUGCAAAGGCUAGUGGGCAUGAGAGUCAAUCAAGUGUAUGACAUAGACAAUCGAAGUUAUGUCAUUCGUCUGCAGAGAUCAGAAGAAAAGUCUGUGUUGUUACUGGAGUCUGGCAAUAGGUUCCAUACAACACAAUUUGAAUGGCCAAAGAAUGUUGCACCAUCUGGAUUUACUAUGAAGCUCCGUAAACAUCUAAAAAACAAACGAUUAGAAAAGUUAAACCAGCUUGGCGUAGACAGGAUAGUAGACUUGCAGUUUGGUAGCGGAGAGGCGGCGUACCAUGUCAUACUGGAACUGUACGACAGAGGCAACAUUGUACUGACUGACUGUGAAUGGACUAUUCUCAAUGUACUCAGACCUCAUGUGGAGGGUGAUAAAAUUAGGUUUGCUGUAAAAGAAAAGUAUCCACUCGAUAGAGCUAAGACAAGUUAUGCGGCUCCCACUGCAGAUGCCUUGAAGGAAAUACUUGGCAAAAGCAAACCUGGAGACAACCUUAAAAAGAUACUCAAUCCUAACUUGGAGUAUGGAGCAUCUGUAAUAGAUCAUGUGUUAUUAGAAAAUGGUUUGUCUGGCAAUAUGAAGAUCAGCACUGACCCUAACAAGGGUUUCCAAAUAGAACAGCACUUGGAUAAGUUGGUUACUGCUUUGAAACAGGCUGAAAUGCUUAUUGAAAAUGGAAAAAACCAAGUCGCAAAGGGCUACAUAAUCCAAAAGAAAGAAGACCGCCCCAACCCAGAUGGUAGUGGCCCAACAUUCCUGCUGACCAACCAGGAGUUCCAUCCAAUAUUGUAUAGACAGAACAAAGACCAACCACACGCCGAGUUUGAUACAUUUGACAGGGCCGUUGAUGAAUUCUACUCAGCUUUAGAAGGACAGAAGAUUGAUCUUAAGACUGUUCAUGUGGAACGUGAAGCUAUGAAAAAACUCCAGAAUGUUCGAAAAGAUCAUGAGAAGAGAAUUACGGAAUUGGAAAGGGUACAACUGGAGGACAGGAAGGCCGCCGAGAUGAUAUCCAGGAAUGAGUCCCUGGUGGAACAGGCCAGACUGGCCAUACAGACGGCUAUAGCUAACCAGAUGUCUUGGGAUGAUAUACAACUCUUAGUUAAAACGGCGCAAGAGAAUAACGAUCCGGUAGCUUCUUCCAUCAAACAACUUAAACUUAAAACCAAUCACAUCACGUUAUUGCUCAGUGAUCCAUAUAACUACGAUGAUGAGGCUGAUGAUGAUGAUGAUGAUGACGAGGAAAAUGAUAAUGAAGAAGGAAAGCUUAAACCUAUGAUGAUCGAUAUUGACUUAUCUUUGACUGCAUUUGCAAAUGCUAGAAGGUAUUACGACCAAAAGCGUAAUGCGGCAAAGAAACAACAGAAAACUGUCGAAUCAGCAGAUAAAGCGCUCAAAAGCGCCGAACGGAAAACCAAACAGACCUUGAAGGAGGCCCACACAAUUAGUAACAUUACCAAAGCGAGGAAAAAUUACUGGUUUGAGAAGUUCUUUUGGUUCAUCUCUUCUGAUAACUACUUGGUGAUAGGCGGUCGCGACCAGCAACAGAACGAGCUGCUGGUGAAGCGGUACAUGCGCCCGAGCGACGUGUACGUGCACGCGGAGGUGACGGGCGCGUCCUCCAUCGUCGUCAAGUGCCCCGCCGGCCCGCCGCCGCCCCGCACCCUCAGCGAGGCCGGACAGGCGGCCGUCGCUUACAGUGUGGCAUGGGAAGCGAAAGUGCUGACGCGCGCGUGGUGGGUGUACGGCCACCAAGUGUCGAAGUCGGCGCCGACGGGCGAGUACCUCACCACGGGCUCCUUCAUGAUCCGCGGCAGGAAGAACUACCUGGUGCCGGAACACCUGCAGUUCGGCUUCAGCUUUAUGUUUAGGUUAGAAGACAGCUGCAUAGAGAAGCACAGAGACGAGAGGAGGUGCGCCGCGCUUGAUGACGUCAGCGAGGUCACUUCCGUGCAGGACACCGAAGAUGAACAGGAGAUAGUCGUCUCUGAUGAUGGCGAAGACGAACCCCAAGAAACAGACCAGGAUACGAAACAGAAAAGUCCCCUCGACACAAUAUCUGAAGAGACAGUCAACAUGAAAAUUCAAGAAACCAGCGACAAUGACCAACAAGAACACGAAUCUGAAGAGACGACGCAAAGUGAAAAACAAGAAUUAGAAACGCAAGAGAAAGAUGUCUCUGAAUCUGAUAGUGACAGCUCCGAGGAUGGAGUUUUGGAUACACAUAUCAAAGUGGAUCACGGAACUGGACAAGUGUUUAUAGAAUCAAAAACUAGGACCAUAUCCGAAGUUUCUGAUAGAAGCGACGACAAACCGUUAGUAUUCCCCGCUCUGCCCAAAAAGGGCAGCGCACAAAGACAGAAGCAGAACAAAAACGCAAAAGAAGAAAAGAAACCAGAGAAGUCAACCAUAAAGCGCGGUCAGAAGAGCAAGCUGAAGAAGAUGAAGAAAUACAAGGAUCAAGAUGAAGAGGAUAAAGCUUUUAUGAUGGAAAUGCUACAGUCCGACAAGCCAGCGAAGGAGUCGAAGAAGGCGUUGAAACAAGCCAGCAAGCCGAAGAGCAAGGCACAGGCCAAGCAGCAGAAGAUUCCCCAGCCCGCCCCGCUCAUACUGGAGGCCGAGUCUGAUGGAGAGGACCCUGAGCCUGAACCAGAGACGGAGCAGCCGGGCGCGGACGCGGACACGGAGAUGCUGUGCCAGCUGACGGGCAGCCCGCACGCGGACGACGAGCUGCUGUUCGCGGUGCCCGUGGUGGCGCCCUACUCCUCGCUGCACAACUACAAGUACAAAGUGAAACUCACGCCUGGCACCAAUAAAAGAGGGAAAGCGGCCAAAACAGCCCUCCAAGUGUUCCUCCGCGACAAGGCGGGCACUGCGCGCGAGAGGGACCUCCUCAAGGCCGUCAAAGAGGAGAACACUGCGAGGAACUUCCCCGGAAAGGUCAAACUGUCCGCACCCCAACUACACAAGAAGAAGAAAUGAUAUACCUAUCGCAUACCUGCGGCUCGUAUGAACGCUCACUGGACGCAUACACUGCACUUUUUGUUCAAACUAAAGUAACUACGCUAAAACAAUUUAUCAAUAAUUGCGGUAUAAAAAAAUUGUGUCGUAAUAUAAAUUCAAAUUUCAUUUGUUUCAAGUACUCGUAAUCUUUUUUUUAUAAGCACUUUCGACUGUAAGCAAUAUAGGUAGCUGUACUGUACAUAGGUCCUAUCCGGCUCGAAGGACCACAAAUGUUUUUUGCUGUGUACAUGCUGAUACCACACCAUAAAAUGUUUGUAUGAUUAUAGUGUAACAGAUUAUUUUAUUUAUUAUGGAAUGUAACACAUAGACAUUUCUAAAUCUGAGAAGUGUGAUUUUUGAUGGGUUUUUAGUUUUGGAAUUUUCCUUCCAUUCGGGAUGUUGGGGCGAUAUUUGUACAAUAUGUUAUGAGGUUUUCUUCAUUUCCCAAGAUAUUUCCGUGAUAUUAUCAUUGUUAUUGAAUUUAUAUUUAAGGACAGUUGAUAAUUGUACAAAGAUAUUGUUAAUUAAAUAAAAUUGCUCUAUUACUAUCA